AUGUUCAGAAAUUUGAUCAAGAUGGCUACCGAGACUGCAUCAAAGCGACUGAAAACCGAUCCCGUUCGCAUUGGCACCCACAAUGGUCAUUUUCAUGCCGAUGAGGCAUUGGCUGUCUACUUGCUGCGACUCCUUCCAGACUAUGCCUCCGCAUCCUUGGUCAGAACACGAGAUCAAUCCCUGCUUGAUACGUGCCAUACAGUGGUAGAUGUCGGUGGUGAGUAUGAUUCUUCCAAGAACCGAUACGAUCAUCACCAAAGAACCUUCAACACUUUCUUCCCCGAACACGAAACCAAAUUGUCGUCAGCCGGCCUUGUUUACAUGCAUUUCGGCAAAGCCAUCAUCUCACAAUACACCAAAUUGCCUCUCGACCACCCAGACGUCGAACUUCUCUACCAAAAACUAUACGACGACUUCGUUGAGGCAGUGGACGCCAAUGACAAUGGUGUUUCGCAGUAUGACGAUGUAAAGUUGAGACAAGCUGGAAUUGAAAAGAGGUUCAAAGCUGGAGGUAUCACACUUGCAAGCUUGGUGAAUGACCUGAAUCACGAAGAUCCCUUGGCCGUGGGCGCGCCAUCGAAAGACACCCCCGAACAACCACAGGCAGAGGAGGAUCACCGAUUUUCGCAAGCCUCGACACUGAUGGGCAAUGCUUUCCUGCGCAAGCUCCAUGGUGCCGCCACCGCCUGGCUUCCAGCCAGAACCAUUGUCAAGGACGCAUUUGAGGCGCGACAGAGUGCUCACCCUUCGGGCCAAUUAGUGGUACUUCCUCGAGCAGGGAUCCCCUGGAAAGAACAUCUCUACAAUAUUGAGGCGGAGUCAGGUCUACCUCAAGAUAAGCAGAUUCUCUUCGUCAUCUACCCUGAAAAGGAAGAGCCGGGCUCCAAGUGGAGGAUUCAAGCCGUCAGCAAAGACAUGUCGAGCUUUGAAAACCGAAAGAGCUUACCAGAGCCAUGGAGGGGCGUGAGAGACGCUGAGCUGGAUGCUCUCCUCGGCAGUGAUGUCGAAGACGGCGCUGUGUUUGUUCACGCGAGCGGCUUCAUCGGUGGUCACAAAACAGAGGCUGGUGUUCGGGCAAUGGCAGCAUUGGCACUCGCGUCAUGA
Molecule: messenger RNA, 1104 nt
Organism: Exophiala oligosperma
Lineage: Eukaryota; Fungi; Ascomycota; Eurotiomycetes; Chaetothyriales; Herpotrichiellaceae
Exons: 1
Coding region: 1-1104 (367 amino acids)
Cellular component (GO): cytoplasm; nucleus
Source: RefSeq, a predicted model, not a curated record